GGAAUAUUCUCCCAUAACUUGUUUCAAGAGAACAUCUUCGGCAGGAUAAUUCUCAUCUUCAUUUGAUUCCUUGUAGCUACAAGUACUUCAGAGCAUUCCUGGAAUUCAGUACAAAUCUUUCAUUUCACUUUAAAAGCUACAUUCAGCUCUGUUCAUCUUCUAGAAUUGUAUCCGAAACGGCUGUCUAUCAAGCUUGCUCGGAAAAAUCUUCCCAGGGCAUGAUUUUAACUUCCUAAAAUUUGAAAUCAAUUCUUGAAUGCCUCUCGUCAACUUUUCCCCAAUUUCUUCAAUAAUUUGAAGCUAGCUGAUUAAUUUGUCUUCUUACCAAGGGCACACGAUGUACGAAUCAAGAAAAGCGAUCUGCGUUGAUAGAGGCGUAGAUCUGUCUUUUGAAAUUGAUAAUGCCUUCUAUAGAUGCGCAUCCAGCACUAGAUCAAGCUCACCAGCUUUAUCGGAUGCAUCGUCGUGUACUCUGAGAGAAAGCUCACCAGAGCUAGAAACAGAGUCAAAUCCGGAAGCAGAAAGCUCUACGACCCUCGAUACACAGGCACGUUUUGAAUCUCUCUCCAUAGCACCCGAGACAUCUGGCACACCUGUAACAGCAACCAAGAAGCGGUCUUUGGAGGAAAGUGAGCUAUCUUUGAUAAAUCGGGAGAUCUUUAAUUCUUCCAAACGUCACAAUGGAACUCAAGUCGUGGCGUUUCGUGGGACUCGUCACACGAAUUCCAGACAUCUCCAGUCCCGCAAUAUUCUACAAACUGCUUCACUCAACCGGAGAAUCCCAUUGAAUAGCCUUCGUAUUCACCAAUCAAGUCACCAGAUCAUACCUUCUCCAAUUUCAAAUCAAUCCAAAGCUACCUGCGCUGAUACCAAUACUUUUCGUCAGGGUUCAUCCAUCGCAGCCCCGAAUGAAAUCAUUAAUCUUGAUGAUGAUGAAGAAGACUUCCCAUCUUUUCAAAUCCCUCCCGGAGUCGAAGUCAUUGAUCUAGAUGAGUAUGAGAAAGAGAAUGAACUUGAGGAAGAUGUCUUUGGCAUUGACCAACAUUCUGGCGCCCAAAGCAACUUCCAGCGUGCUUUUCUCACCGAUAGAAACCCUGAAAUCAGUCCUCCCAAUGUAGAAAUUCCAUCAGUAGCAUGGAAAUCUAGUCUUCUCAGACCCGAGAAAACAGUAGAGCUGAAGAAUGGAACCUUUCUGAAGAUCAAAACAAUUGUCAAGGAUCUUGCAAGUGAUGAAAUCUCGAUCAGAGGAUGGAAGCUCGUACGUACUCGAGAUCGAAUGCUUGGUGGCAUUGCAGGAAAGAAGAGGAAUGAACUUGCAUUUAUUCAUGAGGUUGACAGGGACGACAGGCGAGAUGUAUGGGAGCAAUCUGUACAUACGAUUCGAGUCAAAGAGGUUUUGAAAAUACGUCGCUUGAUUUGUACUAAUAGAUUUCUGCCGGAGUGUAGAUACAAUAAGGACGACAUUCCUAUGGAUAUCAGAACUAAAGAAGAGAAUGAAAUACUGAAAUAUAUAGAGGACGAGAUGGUAUUGGUUGCCAGAAUUGCUUUUGUGGCUAGAUAUCCAAACGCAGAAGCGAGAGCAAGGAAAGGUGCACUUGUGGAUAGACCCAGAGAAUCGGGAAUUCUGAGAUCUUUGCAGAGAAAAGAGUGUACGGAGAGUUACUUCAUCGAGCUGGAUGAGAAAAAGAGAGGAUGGAGAGGCGAAACUAUUUUGGGCGGCUCAGGAAACCUCGACAAUGGGAGAAAUGCGUUCAACUUGAGCUCUCAAUACACAUACGGCGAUGGAUACUGCGGAGCAGGCGGUAUGACCCGAGGCGCUGCAACAGCCGGUCUCAAAGUGAAAUGGGGCUUCGAUUUCAAUGCUCACGCAGGCGAGACAUGGCAAAAGAAUUUUCCCGGUGCAACAUUCCAUCUCUUACCCGUCAAUGAAUUUGCCGCUCUUCCCGAUCCACGCAAGAGACUCUGGAUCGACAUCCUUCACCUCUCUCCUCCCUGUCAAGUCUUCUCGCCAAUCCACACGUGUCCAGGACGUAACGAUGAAAUGAACUAUGCAGCUCUCUUUGGCGUUAUGGCAGCGAUUGAAAAAGCUAGACCCAGAAUCGUGACUCUAGAACAGACUUUUGGGAUCCUGCAUCAGAAGCAUAAAGAUGCUUUUAAUGGGCUCAUUUCCUGUUUUACGAAUUUAAGUUUCGAUGUUUCGUGGAAGGUCGUGAGGUUUCAGGGAUAUGGCACGCCGAGUCGAAGGACCAGACUGAUUAUUCUUGCAUCUUGUCCCGGAGAACCCCUCCCCCACAUGCCCCAAUACACGCACCACGACCCACAGCAUCUCCGCCCCUCUCAAACCCCCUACCUCACCCCCAACAAAGUCCUCUCCGCCAUCCCCCCCAACGCCCCCAACCACGAUCCCUCGCACGAGAGACUCCACCGCACAACCUGCAUUCCCUGGGACGGCAGCACGAUCUGCCGGGCAAUCCUCACCAGCGGCGCGGGCGUCGGUCUCCCAAACGCCAGUCGCGGCAUGACGAAUCGAGAACUCGCUGCGCUGCAGGGAUUCCCGCUCAACCAUGUUUUCUACGGUUGCGAAAUCAAGAAACAGGUAGGUAAUGCGGUGCCUCCGAUUUUUGCGCGGAGGCUGUUGGAGAGUGUGAGGAGACAGUUGGAGAGGAGAGAUGGGUGGGAGAGAGGCGAAGAGAUUGUGCUUAGUUCUGAUGAGGAGUAGGAGGUUGGGAGAACUAGCUGAUUGAUGGAUUGGUGUUUUUAUUUCGUGAUUCGUUUGAAGGAUAUGGGUCUAAACAAGGUACUGAUGAGGCCCCAGUGGUAGAAACUGGCAUACAGAAAACAUAGGAUUAUGAGUAGCAAGUUUGUUGUUUCAGUUGAAUUUUCAUAAUGGGCAGAGAAUAGUCCGUUAGACUUCGGAAAUAGUUCGAUGUGAUAGAUCUAAUCUUAAUCCA
This is a messenger RNA of Botrytis cinerea B05.10, 2951 nucleotides long. RefSeq lists its product as hypothetical. The transcript is spliced from 4 exons. Lineage: Eukaryota; Fungi; Ascomycota; Leotiomycetes; Helotiales; Sclerotiniaceae. Gene Ontology annotation, cellular component: nucleus. The record is from RefSeq and is a predicted model, not a curated record. Bases 338 to 2719 code for a protein of 793 amino acids. Gene Ontology annotation, molecular function: methyltransferase activity.